GAGUAGUUUUUUUAAUCGUUUCGCUUUCAAGUCGAUGAUCGGUGGUGUGUGUUUUUGUAAGGAAUAUUAUUAAAUUUUUAUACUAUAGUUUCUGCUUAGCCAUAGCCUGGUAGGUGUAUUUAUCAUUUAAUUUGUAGCCGCUGAAGCAAACGCGUAUAAAGCUGGAACGUAGCUGGAUGAAUAAUAAUGAUCAAAUUUACUAUAGAAAUUUUGCCCCAAACGCAGGCUUAGGAAAAACAAGGAGUGCACCAGUAAGGAGUGAAAUGGUUCACGGUAACGUUAAAACUCAGGACAGUGAUUAGUAGUUUUUUCAAAGUAUCAGGAGUUUGAAGAAAUGUUAGGAACCUAAAACGUAUAAGAACUUGAGGGUUUCAGCUCAAGCACGUAAUAGAUGAAAACUUUUUGCAGUGCGAUAGUAUUCUGACUACUAUGUGAACUAUUUCCAAUCAGUGUUCUUAUUAGUAUUGGAACAUAACUGCGGUGUGAUUAGAAAUUAUUAAAACAUAAUUUGUGUGAUAAGUGAUUACGCAGGCAAAAUAAAUGGGAGUGUUAGUUUCCGAAAUGCUACUGCUGAUUAGCGCUUUGUUGCUGCUGAUAGCAACCAACCGGGUUUCGGCAACUACUUAUAGCAUCAAUUUGACAACCUCCGGCUCGGUCGUACUGGGAGGAACUGUAGAGUUUCAUGCCGUACUGUUGACCGAUGGAAAACCAGUGGAGGAUCAAUAUGAAAUCAUUUGGUCUGACAAUUUGAAUCCACCAAACACUCAAAAGGGUGAACUCAGAACGCCCAACUGCAGUUGGACCAUUACAUACCGGAACAACGUAAAUGCAGGCAAUUAUCAGGCUACUGUUAUCUAUCGGCGGUUCUAUAUCAUCACCUAUUUUGAAGCGGCCCGCAAAACCAUUGAUUUCAACUUGACAAGUCUUCUCAACGGGCAGAUGCGACUAACUCAGAAUCAGUCUGUCGUUGAUACGGAUUACGUGUCAAGUUCACUGGUGUUGAAUCAAACAGUCACGUUAACCGAAAGCGAUGCACUGGUGCUAGCAAAGGCUACCUACGUCCGAACUUAUUGGUUCAUCAACUGUCAAUAUCUAGGCCCAUCGGAUGAGUUUACCAGGUUGAGCAAUUUCACAAAGGAAAAUGAGGAGUACACUAUUGAGGCACUGGUGGUGGCGUCGUUCGAUAAGCUUCCAGAACCAACAACGACUACUACUACUACAACAACUACUACAACAACCACUACAACUACAACAACAACUACUACAACGCCGCCUACUACGACGAGUUCGACUACUCCAUCAACUACUACGUCGACGACUACAACAAACGCACCAUCCAAUGAUACAACAACCCUGUCGACAACCAGUACCUCUACUACAACACCGGCUAUUACUACAACUUCUGUCAACCCGGUGAAUGCUAACGACAAGAGACGUCGGCGACAAGCAGACUCCUUUGGCGAUGUACUUGCCAGCGUCAGUCCGGUGCUGCUUGGUAUGGUUGAUACUCAAAAUAUAAUAAACGGUGAACGAAUUCCAGAUCAUCUCCUGGAUCAGGUCGAGGACGACCAGGUUGUAGUUAGUCACAUUAUUAAAAAGGCAGAUCCCAAGUUUAACAUCGAAGACUCCCGGCAGCCAUUUGUGUGCGGCAACAGCUCGAUGGUUCCUCCAGAUCCGAAAAAGACCUACGGUCAUUUUGUGAGACGCAUAGUUGUACAAAAUCCCAUCACCAACCUCAACAUCUCCGGACCACAGUGGGUUCAACAGGGUGACAUGGUUGAUCUAAAGUUUCAGUGUUCCGGUUCGCCGCCCUUCAAAUUUUGCUAUAAUGUCAAUCUAGGUCAACAUAACAUCACGGCCAACGAAACGUGCCACGAGGAUUGGCUCACCAACAUGGAUCGCUGUAAGUUCCGCUUCCAUCGUUACUUCUUUACUAACGAGCAGCGUUCAUUGGUGAUCUUCCUGAAGAAUCGCGUUUCUGUACACAUCACCCAAGUCGGGCUGCAAUUUUACGAGAAUAAGCCAAAAUCUCAAUUAUCGGUAAUCGUGGUCCCGAUUGGAUUUUGUCUGCUGGCGGUCAUUCUGGUGGUGUUCGGUGUAGCCUACUACAUCCAAAAUCGGGAACGCUUCAUCGUGGAAGUAGCCGAUUUUAACUUUGGUGACACGAACUCGUUGGAUGACGAUAUGGAGUAUAAGACAUUCCAACAGCGGCUGCUUGACAGCUUGCGGGACUCCAUUAGGCUGCCCCGGUUUCGCCUUGGGUCGGGCGGCGCCAACCACGAUGGAGACGACAUGUCCUCAUCGACAGUAGGCGAGAGUUCACUGCGGUACGGCUCGAUGACCUAAGGAUUUAUAGUUUAGGUUUGUUUUCCCUGGUCCCCGCGUACUGCCUCUGACUAAGAAGAGAGGAAUUUCGUUUCGUCACUUAAUAUAAUAUUCAUUUAAAGUUUUCAAUCCGCCCCAAUUGUGUAGUAAAAUAACCUCAGGUUCAUUAGAAAACGUCAGUUUCAAUUAGCAGUAUUCAUAACCUGUUCAUGUUCAGAUCACGCCCGCACAAAGCACCUUUUUUGUGAUGCGUAUUAUUUGCAUACACAGAGUUUUUUGUGAAGUCUGCGGAAUACAUUCCGUCAAACUUUUAUUCCAUUUGUGUAAAAUUCCAGCAUUGCAGGAAAUCGAGAUGAUGAAUCGUCGUUUGAACACAUGAAACUAUUAAAUCAGAAACAUUGCUGAAUCCCAAGUCUGCCGAGCUACCACACCUAACCAGCAAGGAACUUUUGUUUAUCUACUUUCGAAUCAUGAUUAUAUAUAGUGAUAUUUAGAUCAUAAAGACUGUUUUCAAAAAUUAAAAAGAAGCUAUGGAAAUUCCAGACUAUCCAAAACCUAAGAAUUCAUGAAACGUGAACUACUUCGUGAUCUGAUGAAUCUUUUUCCUCCAUUGAAUUAUUUUGUUUACCUUAUUAAACUUUAUAUGUUAUAUGUUACAAAAAUGUGAUACCCGAGGAAUGAUGCAUGCGUUUUUUAUAUAUUUUUUUAAAUCAUACAAAUUCAGACCAGAAAUGAUCAAACGUUCUGUUCAAAUUUUGCGUUAUCAAACAAAUUAAAACUAAUCAAACCAGCACAGAGGUGUGAUUAUAAGUGUAUAUAGUACUAUAUUAUAGAUACAAUCAAUUAAAGUUAACUUUAGGACUUACUAAUACGAUCUUGCUGCUUGCAAAUUACAAGUGCAGUAGGUGACAAAAAGAUACGAAUCGGUGAUCUUUUACAAAUCAAAGCGGUUGAGUUUAUUCGCGAUAAUGUUGGAAACAUACUAUGCUAUAUAGAUAUUUGAUGGCUUCUGGGAUCGCUACAGUAGAAAGUAGAUGUUUGCAAAAGCCCGAGUUACAGUGAAUAUUAUGGCAUGACCAAGAAUAGAGCUACGAGAGCACAGUUUCGUUGGUAAAACUUAUACGCUAACAUCAGAAUAUACAAAAUGAUAAAA
This is a messenger RNA of Topomyia yanbarensis, 3478 nucleotides long. RefSeq lists its product as uncharacterized. The transcript is spliced from 10 exons. The record is from RefSeq and is a predicted model, not a curated record. The coding region runs from base 541 to 2346 and encodes 601 amino acids. Lineage: Eukaryota; Metazoa; Arthropoda; Insecta; Diptera; Culicidae.